GUCUUCCAUGGUUGGAGUGGUCUGUUUGUUUGUUGUUUAUUUGUUUGUUGUUUAUUUGUUUCGGGGACUCGAAUUGGAAGUGCAAACAUUUUAGAAAAGCCUCGUUUGUUACGUUACACAUAUAUAAAAUUCAUCAAGUCGCCUUUCGGAUUCAGUCAGUCGCAGGCGAUAGCGCGAGGCAGAUCAAAAUAAUAGAAAAAUAAAUCAAAGAAAUUUUUCAAAAUUUUCAAUUUAUUGGAAUCUGAAAUAUUUGAACGGGAAAAUACAGAUAUAUUUAAAUUGUGAAAUAAGACAGAAAGGAUUCGACGCGAACCAAAAACGUUCCGAUCGCAUGUGAAUUAAGGAUGUACGAUCAUGGAUAAAUUUAACUUAAACAACUCGCAGUUAACUCUCAUCGGGGGAAGCCACGCGGAUCUGAGAACGGGAAACGUGAACGGGGCUACGGAGAAGACGUCCAGCGAUGGAUCUGGAGACGAAGCCAAGCUCGAUUCCUGCGAGGGAUGCCUCAAGAAAAACACGGUCUUGUAUAUACCGGAAGAAAAAUACCUUCAGAGGCUGCAGCAGAACCCUUCCAAACCCAACCUGAAAGAGUGGUUUAAGCGCAGGACAAACAAGAACAGCAACAAGAAACUACUGCUGAAACGCAUCCCCAUCCUAUCCUGGCUACCGAAGUACUCCAUCAGCGAUGGAGUUUCGGACCUGGUGGCUGGCAUCACCGUCGGCCUUACCGUCAUUCCGCAGGCAAUAGCCUAUUCUAACGUCGCCGGCCUUCCGCCGCAAGUCGGCCUCUAUUCCUCAUUUAUGGCCUGCUUUGUCUACGCCGUCUUCGGCAGCGUCAAGGACUCCGCUAUUGGACCCACGGCUAUCUCAGGUCUACUCACCAGGGAGAACAACCACGGUUUCGGCGUUGACGGCGCCGUCCUCCUCUGCCUCCUCACAGGCUGCGUUCAAUUUCUCAUGGGAAUACUACAAUUGGGUUUUUUGAUCGACUUCAUCUCGGGUCCAGUAUCGAUAGGCUUCACAUCGGCCGCAGCAAUAAUCAUAGCAACCACCCAAGUGAAAGAUAUACUAGGUUUAAGUAUAUCUGGAGGAAGCUUCCUCGACGUAUGGGAGAACAUCUUCGAACACAUUUCUGAGACUCGUCUCUUCGACCUCAUCCUAGGUGUCUCUUGCAUGCUCGUCAUACUAUUUUUAAGGAAAUCAAAGGACUUCCAAAUCGGUCCGAAAGACAUUAAGGAACGAAAAUCAUACCACGACGUCAUCGCAAAAUGCGUGUGGCUCAUUUCGACAGCCAGAAAUAUUAUAGUUGUGGUAUUCUGCGCGGUUUUCGCUGUGAUCUGCGAGUCGCACCAAGCACAACCCUUUAUUUUGACUGGCGUCGUCAAACCGGGCCUCCCGGAAAUUAAACCACCGCCGUUUACCACGUCCGCCGGUAACGUGACUUACAACUUUAUAGAUAUGGCCUCCACGAUGGGCUCAGCUCUCAUCGUAGUACCGCUUCUGGGAAUUCUCGAGAACAUAGCGCUCGCUAAAGUUUUUUCUGAAGGAAAGGCCAUAGACGCCACACAGGAAAUGCUUGCGCUUGGUGUCUGCAAUAUAGCUUCGUCGUUCGUGAGUUCUAUGCCAGUCACGGGUGCGCUUUCCCGAGGAGCCGUUAACAAUGCCAGUGGUGUGAAGACAACAUUCGGCGGCAUAUACACCGGCAUCAUCGUCAUCCUUUCUUUGCAGUUUUUCACACCGUACUUCUACUACAUCCCCAAAGCUUCUUUGGCGGCGGUUAUAAUCGCCGCGGUGGUCUUCAUGGUGGAGUUGCACGUAGUGAAACCGAUCUGGCGCACCAAAAAAAGUGACUUGAUUCCCGCCACUGCCACCUUCUUGUGCUGUCUGUUUUUGCGUCUAGAAAUCGGCAUCGCCAUCGGAAUUGGCAUAAACCUCGUUUCCCUUUUGUACGCUUCGGCGAGGCCUUCCGUACGCGUUGAGAAAGUCACAGCGACCUCAGGAUGCGAAUAUUUGCUGAUCACACCGGACAGGAGUUUGGCGUUUCCUUCUGUUGAGUACGUCAGAUCUACUGUUACUAAAGCCGGCGUUAAGCAGGGUUCAAGCUCUAUUCCAGUAGUAAUCGAUGCUAGGCAUAUGCAGGGAGCGGAUUUCACCGUAGCUAAAGGCAUCAAACUGCUGAUAGAGGACUUUAUUCAGCGCAGGCAACCUUUGCUUUUUUACAACCUCAAGACCAGCGUCAUUUCGACCUUCCAGGGCGUACAGCCUAAAGAGUUUGUUUACUGUCGCACCUUCCAAGAACUUGACGAUAUUUUGAACACUUAUAGCAUCAAAAGUAAAGAGGAAGUCAUCGAACAAACUACUGUUGUUGAUAAAUUGUGAUAGAAUCCUAGAAAUUAAUUUAUAUGAAUAUUUCAUUCCCUUUUUGUAUUAAUACAGCUAUAGACUAUA
Messenger RNA from Nicrophorus vespilloides, 2448 nucleotides. RefSeq names its product sodium-independent sulfate anion transporter-like. Gene Ontology annotation, biological process: transmembrane transport. Lineage: Eukaryota; Metazoa; Arthropoda; Insecta; Coleoptera; Silphidae. Bases 355 to 2379 code for a protein of 674 amino acids. Gene Ontology annotation, molecular function: secondary active sulfate transmembrane transporter activity. The transcript has 9 exons. Gene Ontology annotation, cellular component: membrane. The record is from RefSeq and is a predicted model, not a curated record.